AUGGAGGAGGAGAUAAAAUCAAGAUUCAAAAGAAUUUGUGUAUUCUGUGGGAGCAGUUCUGGCAAGAAACCAAGUUAUCAAGAAGCUGCUAUUGAGUUGGGCAAAGAACUGGUGGAGAAAAGUAUUGAUUUAGUCUAUGGAGGUGGGAGCGUGGGUCUUAUGGGUCUUGUUUCUCAGGCAGUUCAUGAUGGUGGGCGCCAUGUUCUAGGGGUUAUUCCAAGGACUCUCAUGCCCCGGGAGAUAACAGGGGAAACUAUUGGGGAAGUACAAGCUGUAUCUGAUAUGCACCAGAGGAAAGCCGAGAUGGCUCGACAAGCUGACGCUUUCAUUGCCCUUCCAGGCGGUUAUGGUACACUCGAAGAGUUGCUUGAAGUUAUUACAUGGGCUCAGCUCGGAAUCCAUCGUAAACCUGUGGGCCUGUUGAAUGUUGAGGGUUACUAUAAUUCCUUGUUAUCUUUUAUUGAUAAGGCCGUUGACGAAGGUUUUAUCUCUCCAACAGCUCGAAGAAUUAUCGUGUCGGCUCCGACCGCCAAACAGUUGGUCAGAGAACUUGAGGUACUAGAUUCCUUGUUCAACAACAAAAUUAGCCAUAAAGAAAGCAAUAUUUAUGCAAUUUAA
Messenger RNA from Fraxinus pennsylvanica, 618 nucleotides. NCBI's taxonomy places the organism in Eukaryota, Viridiplantae, Streptophyta, Magnoliopsida, Lamiales, Oleaceae. The record is from the annotation of a GenBank genome assembly.